Molecule: messenger RNA, 3580 nt
Organism: Phragmites australis (common reed)
Lineage: Eukaryota; Viridiplantae; Streptophyta; Magnoliopsida; Poales; Poaceae
Exons: 4
Coding region: 114-3302 (1062 amino acids)
Source: RefSeq, a predicted model, not a curated record
CAAUAGUUCGAACACCCACCGAACCAGAUCAAAUCUGACGAGAGGAGGCAAAACGGAGGUGAGGAGGAGACAGGGUGACAGGAGCAUCUCGGCGACGGCAGCCCGCAGCGAGCAUGGACUUCCACGCGCUCCCCCGCCGCGACCUGCAGGCGCUGUGCAAGCGCAAUGGCGUCCGCGCCAACAUGACCAACGCCGCCAUGGCCGACGCCCUCCGCGCGCUCCCCGCGGUUGAUGGCAUCGAGGAGUACGUCAAGCAGCCAGUCGCCGUGCCUGCGCCGGCGGGUAAGGCCGUGACGGAGGAGGAGGAGCAGCGGGAGAAGAAGGGGAGUCCGCUCAAGCCGGGCGACGGCAAGGAAGAAGAGGACGUGAAGCGGGAGGUGAACAAGGAGGACAUACCGGCCCCUGUCGCGGGUCGGCGCGGUACCAGCCGGCGCGCUCGGCCCGCGCCUGUCAUGCCUAAGCCGGCGGUCGAGGUGGAGGGCAAGGCAGUGGAGGAGGAGGAGAAGCAGGGGAGCCCACUCGCACGCGCUCGCCGCGUCACGUUCAAGUCGCCCGCUCCCACCAGGCCGGAGGACGGCGAGGAGGACGUGCCGGCAAUUGGCGUGGGGCGGCACGGUGCCAGCAGGCGCGGUCGUCCAGCGCCGGCUGUGGCCAAAUUGGCUGACAAGGUAGUCGCGGAGGAUGAGCAGUGGGCUCCGAUCCCACGCGGCCGCCGCGUCAAGGCCAGCAUCGGGCCGAACGAGGAGGAGGAGAAGAAGAAUCUGAAGCGGGAGGAGAAGGAGGAAGACGAGCCGGCACCUGACGUAGGACAGCGCAGUGCCAGCAGCGGCGCUCUUCCCGCCCAUGUAGAGGCUCCGACUACGAGGAGAAGGGCCGCGGCGAGCAAAACUGAAGCCGUGGUCGUGGAGGCCGUGCCGGUUCGGACCACUCGCCAGCGUAGGCCGACGAUGAAGGCGGCAGCGGCGGCGGCAGAGGAGAAGGUGUCGCGUAGGGCAACGAGGAGGGCGGCGGCGAGGAAGACCACGUCGCAGCAGGAAGAGGAACACGAGGCGCCGCAAGGUCUGGUAGAGCUUGAUUCCAAUCAAUUUCAGUACCGUAUGCCAAUUUCGCUUGUGGAACCAGGUGUCGUCUCUGAUGCAGAGGCUGUGCUUGCAUCGGUUCCCAACGAGGGAUGUGACGAUCCUGGAAAUGUGGAUGAGGCUUCUGGUCCUCAUAACGACGAGCAGAAGGAUGUGGUCGACGAACCGUUGCAGGAAGACGAAGAGGUAGAGAUGAAUGAGGGUGAGAUACCGAUGGAAGAGACUCCGGCAGAAGAGCCACCUGUGGCUGAUCAGAAAUGCACAGACAAGACAGCAGUACAAGAGCAGCAAGUUGAUGUCAAGCAGUGCGCUGCUCCCUUACCCAGCCAGGAGGAUUCGCCAAUUCUGGGUCUCGUAUCCACCACCAUCGGACAGGCCGUUGAGGAUGAAGGUACACAUUUUCAGGACGGUGCAGGCUUCGGCAAGGGGCAGUUGGACAAGGAGAUGGGCGAGGAGAUCGAAAUGGUGCCCGUCAUUGAGGCACCACAGGCCCCGAUGAUAGCCGGUGAAGCCAACGAGGAGGAUGGUUUCACCACUGUCGGACAGGCCGUUGAGGAGUAUGAAGGUGCUCAUUUUCAGGACGGUGCAGGCAUCGGCGAGGGGCCGUUGGACAAGGAGAUGAGCGAGGAGAUCGAUCAUGCCGGUGAAGCUGUGGAGAUGGAGCCCGUCAUUGAGGCGCCACAGGCCCCGUUGAUUACAGGUGAAGCCAACAAGGAGGAUGGUUUCACCGGUGAUGCCGAAAAUGACAGCAAAAUGGAGAAUUUCAAUGAGGUCCUGCAUGGUACAGAGAAGGCCGAUGAGCUUGGUACGGAAGAUGGUCUUGCCUGUCAAGAAAAGGAAGACGUGGCCCUUGAUGAGGUGCUGCGGGACACAGCGACCGGCGAUGAGGCCAUUUUUCUUGUUUUCUCCAGCGAGAUCAGCCAAAUUGUUGAUGAGGAGGCAAAAGCAGUAGAGGUCACUGAUGACAUGCCACCAAACUCAGCUGCACUGGAUGAUGAUGGUGAGGAAACAGCUUUCUGCACUGAUACCUGUCGUGCCGGUGAACAGGGUGAAGUGCUCAGUGACGACAAUGUAGAGAAAGUCACGGAGGCAGAAGGCGAGGUUGAUGAAGAUAAGAAGGCAGUAGUAGUGAUCACCAACGACAAGCCACAGAGCACAGCUAUAAUGGAUGAGGAUGUCGAGGAAGAUCAUUUCCAAACUGAUUUUGUUCAUGCCGAUGAACAGACGAAAGGAAUUACUGCUGACAGUGUGCUGAAACUCAUACUGACACCCGGCGAAGUUGUUGAGGAGAAGAAUGCAGCACUGAUCACGGAUGAGACCAAACAGAGCACAGCCGCAAUGGAUGAGGAUGUUGUAGAUGGUCAUUCGAAAACUGAUUUUAUUCAUGCCGAUAAACAGAAGGAAGUGCCAACUGCUGACGAAGUGCCGGAGCUCACAGGGACAGAUGGCGAAGUUGUUGAAGAGGAAAAUGCAGCACUGAUCACUGAUGAGACCAAACAGAGCACAGCUGCAAUGGAUGAGGAUGUUGUAGAUAGUCAUUCGAAAGCUGAUUUUAUUCAUGCCGAUAAACAGAAGGAAGUGCCAACUGCUGACGAAGUGCCGGAACUCACAGGGACAAAUGGCGAAGUUGUUGAAGAGGAAAAGGCACUUGUGAUAACUGAGGAGAUGCCACAGAGCACAGGUACAAUGGAUGAAUGUGUUGAGGAAGAUGACUUCGAAAUUGAUUUUGUUCAUGACGAUGAACAGAAGAAAGCGGUAACUGCUGACAACGUGCUGGAAGUCACGGGGACAGAAGACAGGGGUAUCCUGAAGGAGAAUGCCUUCACCAACGAUCUUCCACAAGAGCUCGACGUCGAUGGAGACUCUAGCGCCCACAUUACUUCAGUAUUGCUUGACAAUGUCACUAAGCCCAUAUCCAAGAGCAUUAUCACUGUGGAGCCAACGGUGUCUGAACACGAGGACAUAUCAGUGUGCAAAAACAGCAGUGAGGAGAACAUUACUGAACCGGUGGCAAUGGAAGAAGAGAAGGGGGUGAAGGUGGCUAGGAAUGCUUCGAAUUUGUAUAUGCUAAGCCUAGGGCAGCUUAGAUCCAAGAUCAAGAAAACACUGAUCGCCAAGAAGAGUAAAGAAGCAAAGAGGGCGGCCCUUGCCAGAUUGGACGAUAAUGUUUGUCGAUCCGAUGCAAAUGGGCAGCAGCAGAACCAGAAUCUGCAACGAUAUUAACCCGGAGAAGAAGCUAGCUCUGAACUUCUGAUAUAGCAAUAUCCCGUGUGCGUGCUAGAUAGCAUCAGGUUGUGAAACCAUGGUUUCUCCAACCUGAGCAUCUAACUUGUGUUCGUUUGUUGUAGGGAGGCGAUUCGGCUGUGUUUUAGUCCAAGUCUAAUCGUAGGACAGCUCACCAGUUUGCAUCAGAAUUAUGAGUGAUUUGGUAGUGUUUUGUGUGCUUGUGUCAGUCAGAUCACCUGAUUGUAUCAGACUGUUCGGAAUCGGUUUGCAUGCCA